AAACCGGCAAUAAAAAGGAUUUUUCCUGUAGCAAAAGUGUCUUUCUUCCUCCUCAUUGCAGCUGGAUUGUGAGAGUGAGAGAGAGAGAGAGAGAGAGAUAAGCAGACCCCAAAAAAGAAAAAAGCUCUCUCUAUCUUUUACAAAUAAUAAUAAUAAUAAUAAUAUCUUUAUCUCUCUCUCAAUCGGACGGCUAUAAUUAUCUCAUCCUCUUCCUGUGUCCCCCUUCCAGAAAACGUUUCGAAGUCACGGAGUUAUGCAGGCGGAUCAGACGGUGAUAAGCUUGAGACCAGGCGGCGGCGGCGGCGGUCUACGUGGCACCAGAUUCCUCCUCCCUCGCUUCGACUCUUCUUCUUCUUUUUCCUCUGAUGUUCAGUCUCUCCGUCUCGCUCCCACACUCAAGAGUGGAGAGUUGCAGUUUGAAGAUCGUGAUCAUGUCCGGUACACCCGAGACCAACUGUUGCAGCUUAGGGAGGUUGCUGCUAUCCCUGAAGAUAUUUUGAAGAUUAAACAAGAAAUUGAAGCUGAGUUAGCUGGCGAGGAUCAAACUUGGGUUCAUUCAGAUGCCAAUUUGCAACCUCAAUCCCAAAGUCGUUAUUCUGAGUCAGACAACCGUGACUGGCGUGGCCGUUCUGCUCAGCUCCCUGCCUCUGGAGAGGAGAGACCCUGGGAAGCAAUUCGAGAUAAUAAGGAAUAUUCUAACCAAUUUGAGUUAAGGCCACAGGAAUUGAACAAUGGCCAGUAUAUCCAAGGGGCUGGACCUGCUCCUACCCUAGUCAAGGCUGAAGUGCCAUGGUCUGUUCAAAGAGGGACUCUCUCUGAGAAAGAACGUGUCUUGAAGACUGUGAAAGGUAUACUGAACAAAUUGACCCCAGAGAAGUUUGAUGUUCUGAAGGGUCAGCUGAUUGACUCUGGAAUUACUACCCCAGACAUUUUAAAGGAUGUCAUCUCUCUGAUAUUUGAUAAGGCUGUGCUGGAGCCCACAUUUUGUCCCAUGUAUGCUCUUUUAUGUUAUGACCUUAAUGAGAAGCUUCCUCCAUUCCCAUCUGAUGAGCCUGGUGGGAAAGAUAUCACUUUUAAGCGAGUGCUCUUGAAUAAUUGCCAGGAGGCGUUUGAAGGUGCUGACAGCCUGAGGGCAGAAAUCAGGCAGAUGGCAGCCCCCGAGCAAGAAAUGGAACGCAGGGAUAAAGAACGGUUGAUUAAGCUGCGAACUCUAGGAAACAUACGCCUUAUCGGGGAGCUUUUGAAGCAGAGGAUGGUGCCUGAAAAGAUAGUCCACCAUAUUGUUCAGGAGCUUUUGGGACAAGAAGGUAAAACAUGCCCAGCAGAGGAGAAUGUUGAGGCAAUAUGUCAAUUUUUUAACACCAUUGGCAAGCAGCUGGAUGAGAGCCCAAAAUCUCGGCGGGUCAAUGAUAAUUAUUUCGGCAGGUUGAAGGAGCUGACAACAAACCCUCAACUUCUUCCACGAUUAAGGUUCAUGGUCCGUGAUGUUCUUGAUUUGAGGGCUAACAACUGGAUCCCCAGACGUGAAGAGGUGAAAGCCAAAACCAUCACCGAAAUCCAUUCGGAGGCAGAGAAGAAUCUAGGGUUGCGUCCUGGUGCUACUGCAUUCAUGAGAAAUGGCCGUAAUACAGGGGCACUUGGGGGUAUGAGCCCUGUAGAUUUCCCCCCUAACAGACCGGGUUCUGGGGGUAUAAUGCCUGGAAUGCCUGGGCUUGAUACUUACAAUUGGGAGGUUCCUCGAUCCCGAUCAAUGCCAAGGUCUAAUGGUUCUGCUCCGAUCCAGUCUGCCAGACACGUUCAGCCGCCUUUGAUCGGCAAAACACCCACCCUCAAUUCAAAGUUUUUACCACAAGGUAGUGGUGGUAUUGUUGCUGGUAAAACAAGUGCCUUGUUGCAGGGUGGUGGUACACCUGUCGAACCAAGUUCUCUUUCAGGAAUCAAACCUGUUACUCAAAACCCUAAGCCUGUAACUCCUGCUGCUGCAUCAGUGGUACCUUCUCCUGAGAAGCCAAUGGCUCCUGCUACAGGAUCAAUUCCUGUCAAUUUUCAUAGGAAAACUGUUUCCCUUUUGGAGGAAUAUUUCAGUGUUCGAAUGCUUGAUGAAGCACUACAAUGUGUGGAGGAGCUAAAAACCCCUGCUUAUCACUCUGAGGUUGUUAAAGAAGCAAUUUCCCUUGCACUAGAAAAGAGCCCACCAUGUGUGGAACCCAUCAUAAAGCUUCUUGAGUACUUGCUCAAUAAAAAUGUCUUAACUGCUAGAGAUAUAGGAACUGGAUGCCUUCUUUAUGGCUCAAUGCUGGAUGACAUUGGCAUUGAUUUGCCAAAAGCACCAAAUAACUUUGGCGAGGUUCUUGGGCAGUUGGUUCUGGCUGGGGGUUUAGACUUCAAGGUUAUAAAGGAAGUUCUGAAGAAGGUGGAAGACGAUAGCUUUCAGACAGUGAUCUUUGGUGCUGCUAUGAGAAUCAUUACUUCAAGCCCUUCUGGGCAACAGGUGGUGGCAGUGCAGGGAGCUGAUAUUCAGGAUUGUGAGAGUUUGCUCCCUUGAUUCAAUUCAGUUUUACAUGGUCGUCAUGGGAAGCUGCCCAGCAUUUUGUGAAUUGCAGAAUGCAGAUAUUGAAGAGUAGCUAAUUUUGCUUUGCAUACUUUUUUUUUGAAAAAAUUUCUACCCCUAUCAUUAAAUUAGGGAACUGAAAUUUUAUUGAGUUGUAUAUUUUUUUGGGGUUCCAUGAUGAGUUUGUUUAUUAAGUGAGAAACAAAAUACCUUUGUAUUUUGCUCGAGAUCUGGCUAAUUCUUUUGUUGGAUGUUCGAGAUAAACAGCGUCAUAUGUGACCCAGUUGCAUUAAAUUUUGAAUUCAUAUGUACCAAGUACUUUCUUUUUGUAACUGGCCACUUUGUCAGACCCAAAUUUUCUCUAUGGAUGACGAAGACAGUUUUGUCUUUA
Quercus lobata is the source of this 2942-nucleotide messenger RNA. RefSeq names its product eukaryotic translation initiation factor-like. The coding region runs from base 254 to 2545 and encodes 763 amino acids. The transcript is spliced from 9 exons. Gene Ontology annotation, cellular component: eukaryotic translation initiation factor 4F complex. NCBI's taxonomy places the organism in Eukaryota, Viridiplantae, Streptophyta, Magnoliopsida, Fagales, Fagaceae. Gene Ontology annotation, molecular function: mRNA binding; translation initiation factor activity; protein binding. The record is from RefSeq and is a predicted model, not a curated record.